Oryzias melastigma (Indian medaka) is the source of this 3329-nucleotide messenger RNA. RefSeq names its product ataxin-1-like. Gene Ontology annotation, cellular component: nucleus. Bases 702 to 2741 code for a protein of 679 amino acids. Gene Ontology annotation, molecular function: RNA binding; protein binding. The transcript has 3 exons. The record is from RefSeq and is a predicted model, not a curated record. Gene Ontology annotation, biological process: negative regulation of transcription by RNA polymerase II; nervous system development. NCBI's taxonomy places the organism in Eukaryota, Metazoa, Chordata, Actinopteri, Beloniformes, Adrianichthyidae.
UGAGGUGUUGCAGCUAAUCGCAAAAGCUACGGGCUGCUCCAUUCUGCUGCUCCAGGGAGGUUAAUGAGUGAAGUCACUGGGCUGUCAGCCAAACAUGAGCAGCAAUGCUUAGGCUCCCACAAUGAGCCUUACCACUGUCUAAUUAUACACUCCCAAAAAGACAGGGAGCGACAGAGAGCGUGCCAGGCAGAGGAAAUAAGAAGUUCUAAAAUGUUGCUGUUCGUCACAGACUUAACAAGAGGAGUAGACAAAGUUGAGGCAGGAGGUGUACAGCAGUUAGCAGGAAAGAGACAGGGAGGGAGGGAGCUGGAGAGAUCAGGCAAGCCGGGGAGAGAAACGGCACGCUUAGAGGGAGAUACAGAGAGGCAGAGCAAAGAGGCGUUUAGAGAGUGAGAAGGAAGGGAGGCAGGAAUAGGAUGAAGGACUGAGCAUUAGAAAGGAGGAAGAGGCUCACAGUCUCCAAACUGGAUAUUCCGACGUGCCUGCCUUCCUCUGAUCCCGUGAGUAAACUCAGAUACCUGCUACGCCAUGGCACCCUGCAAGGUGAGCGGUGCAUCGACACAAAGGCAUCUACAGUGAUCCGAUAGUGAUGCUGUGUGUCAGCCUUCCCCUCUGCCUGUGCCCCUCGUUCUCCCGUGAGGCCCAUGUAACCUAGCCUACACCUACACAUAGGGGGCCCCUACUGCUGCUGGAGCCCACACAUGAAUCCCAGCCCUGACCGCAGCAAAGAGUGUCUCCCUCCGAAGAAGAGGGAGUCUCGGCAAGGAUCGGCAGAGCACCAUGUCCCCUUAGACGAGUUUAAACCCCCUGUGCCUCUCCGGAGUCGGUCUAACAAUGGGAGAGGUGAGGGAAGCAGAGAGGCCUGCGACAGAGAUAGAGUUCUCUCCAAUCCAAAUCCUCACCUUCUGCAUAGUCCCACACCUCUGCCCCCACCAGCACAAGGCCUUCCUGUACCCCCACAAUGGCCCCUUACCUACUCACCUUCCGGCUCCCUUCCCCUUUAUUCCGGGCAAAUGGGUGAGAGGAGGAACUCAAGGUCUCCAACAUGGAGAGACGAUCCACUUCCUGCACCUUUGCCCCACCACUCCAGGUGGCUUAGAGGGGAUACCCCCUUAUCAUUGCCUACUUCCCCUUCGUCUUCUCCUUCCCCCUCCUUUAAGACUCCCUACCCUGCCAGUUCCAGGGAGAUGUGGUCUUAUUUUAACAGUGGUCGGCGGGACUACUGUUCCUCUCUUUAUUCUCCUUAUUUGUUUCCUCCUCACUAUCUGUACUCCCAAGAUCCAAACUUAGUAGAAGGGAGACCCAGGUACUUAAACAAGAGGCCUAAUGGCUUGGAUGGGCUAGGUAGCAGGACUGCCUCAGCUUCCAGACCUCUGCUCACAGGAGAAUAUUGCAAUGACAAUAGCAGAUCCAGGCUCAAUGUCAGUCCGCACAGUUCCCAUGCUAAUGGUGGACGGAGACAACAUGAGGAUUUGACGGCCCAUGUUCUUUCUGGAAGGGCAUUCCUGUCAGACUCUCAAGCCCAGGAGACCCUCGAGUCUCAUUCCUCUCUGCAGGAAAGACAUCCACAUGAGAAGGGGAGCCUGGGGUUACUUUCCACCAGUCCCCAUCCCCUCGGACUGGAUCCCAGGCCCCCCAGAGGGGGGCCUUCGGACUAUAUGGGGACCACACAAACUAAAGCCCAAAUUUACUACUCCUUGGGAUCUGUGUCACACCCCAAUCCUCAGGUCCAAACCUACAAUCUCUACAGCUCUCCAGAAACUCCGCCAUAUAACCUGCACAAAGAGCCAAGUCAGAGACAGCACAAUCUAAGGAACUCUCCACACUUACCCCUGGGUCUGCCCAACAGCCAUGACAGGUCACAAAGAGACAGUGACAGAGACCAAGAGAAGGAAAGGGUCUUAAAACGGGACAAAGAACAAAGCAAAGACAAAGAAAAGCAACCACAUCACGACAAAGACCAAGAUAGAGACAACGAGCGUGAGAGACAAUGCAACAGAGGAAGCGAAUCAUCUCCUUCCCAUCUUCACAGCCCAUCCCUGACCCUUCACAAAUCUCCCCCUGCACUCCUACCUCACUUCACCAAAGGGUCUCUGAUUGAGCUGGCCAGUGGGAAGCUGAAGCGGGUAGAGGAGCUGCGGACAGAGGACUUCUUGAGAAGCGCAGACACGUCCUCAGAGUUCCACCUCAGUACCUGCACUGUGCAGUGGAUUUCUCCCAGCAGCGCACAGGGCUUCAGCCACCUGCAGGUGCAUCUCACAGACCGUAAUACUCAGGAGACACUGAAGGUCUUGAUGGAAUACCCGUUCUUUGUGCAAGACCGGGGCUGGUCUUCUUGCUCUCCCCAGAGAACCACACAGCUUUACGGCCUGCCUUGCCGCCAGCUCUCAGAGGGUGACGUAUGCUUGGCCCUCACCCCCACACCCACCCAAACUCACCGGACACAGGCGCGCACCAGCUCGAGAACGCAUCGCCCCCAUCUCCCGUCCAAGGUGACAGUGGAAUCCAGCAGCUCGCACAGGGAGGAGAUGCCCCCUCCACCUCCUCCGCCCCCUCUUCCUCACCAAGCACCUGCUCCCGCCCCGGUCCUCCAGCGCGCUCUGGCUGCGGAGCCUCCGGCCAGGGAGCAACAGUGCCGCCGGAAACGGCGUUGGUCUGCGCCGGACGCCCUUCCUUUAACCGGACCUGAUGAAAAACUUUUGGAUUUACCUCGUGGCUCUAAGCUAAUGAAGUGGCAGUAGAAACUUGCACAUGCACAUACACACACCCUCCUUGUCUCUGUUGCCCCACCGCCAAGACAAAACAGUGGAGAGACUUCAAGGUAGGGUUGCAGGGAAGGAUCACAACAUAUAAAGAAAUCGCAAAUUGACACACGAUCUGCGCCUUUCCUUUCCUUUAGCCUAACCUUUGAAAGGAAAAAACAGCUCAAGGAUUUCCGGAUGACUCCCAACAGAUACACUGAAGACAUUAUGUGAGACAAUCAAACAUUCGUCUGUUCACUCUGUUUAUGUCAUGAUUGUCCCACACUCCUGAAUGAAAGUAUUCACUGCAGGGUUUUCAAUCAGUGUAAUGAAAUCAUAUGCUAUUGAAGAAGUGCAGGUAUAAAUAUAUAAAUAACAUGACAAUAUAUAUUACAUUACAGGUGUUAUAUACAGUAAAUAUGCUAAACAGAUUUGAUGCAAUUUCCGUCAAUCUUGCAAUGCAGUCUUGUUUUUUUGUUCCUUAUUCUUUCUUCGGUUUCUUGCUCUGAUCUGAUGCUCAGGUGUCGGCUCAGCGGGCAAAGGUGAAUGUAUGAGCAACUUUUCGCCUUCUUUCAACUCAUCGCUGGG